Molecule: messenger RNA, 3300 nt
Organism: Rubroshorea leprosula
Lineage: Eukaryota; Viridiplantae; Streptophyta; Magnoliopsida; Malvales; Dipterocarpaceae
Source: the annotation of a GenBank genome assembly
CCAUAAAUCCUAAUAAACAAUUCCAAACACAAAAAUCUUUCUCUCUCUUCGUUUGCUUUACAAGAAAGAAAACAAGAUAACGUGCUCACUCGUCCACACGAACAGAGUCAAGUCAAUGCAGCUGUUAUCUCCCCGUGGAUCUGAGUCUUUUCUUUCUGAAUUUUGCUCUAUGGUUGAUAGGGCUAAGGGGAGACAAUUGUGUUUGUUGAUCAAUGCUGAGAACAGACAUCCUGGGAAUUCAGGGCUGGAUGGAUGUUGUUUUUGUCUGUUUUAGAUAACUGUUGAAGAGACAGAUUGGUGAAUCUCAGUCCAUAAUAUGUAUAGAUCAUUUGUCACAUGUGACGAUCCGAAAGGGAUUGUAGAAUGUGGAAGAAUAAGAAGAUACAAAAGUCGUCCAGAAAGAAUGGAGCCUAAGAUAGAAAGAGGAGAAUCAAAGAAGAAAGCAAACGCGUCUUUGCCGCGUAAGAUGGAGAAAGAAGAGAUGGUUUCUAAAGGUAGAUUAGAAGAAUACCGUUCUCCUUCUUCCUUUGAGCUGUUGCAGGUCUCCAGAGGAGCUCAGAAGCUGAAUCAGGUAAUUGAUUCAUGGUCCAAGGGGAACAGAUAUGAUGGGAAUUCUGAAGAUAUGGCGAAGAAUUUGUUAAAAGGAGCUCUUAAUUUGCAAGAGUCUUUGCAUAUGCUUGGGAGACUGCAAGAAGCAUCUCAGUGUCUGUCUGGGUUGAAGAAGGAGAAGGGAAAAUCUAAUGGAUUAAGGAUGAGUGAAGUGACUGAAAUUGUGGAUUCCCGUUCUAUUAGAUCUGAGGAGAAUUACCAUAUGGGGUUUCAGAAUCCGCAGCUUUCUGCUGAUGGUUCCUUGAGAGAUUCCAUUGAAGAGCUUAAGAAGGUGAUAAGAGAAAGCCUAGCUCAGCAGAAUCUAGCGCCAGGCAUAAAUACUGAAGAAAGUGCCUACUUCAGGUUCAGGGGAAGAAACCCGGAUUCAGCUUUGGAUAUCCCCUCCACGAGCUCAAGCCAGUCUUCGAUGGUUCAAACCAGCAACUUUAGUUACACUAACUCACCCAUUUCAUCAACAACUUCAGAGAAGAAGGCAAAGGGAUUGAAUUUGGUUGCAAAACUUAUGGGUUUAGAGGAAUUUCCUUUAAAACCAUUGCAGACCGCCUCCAAACAGCUAGAGAGCGAGAAGAUUUUCAAUCAGCAGAGGCCUGCCUUUGAUAUGGAUAUGCCAAGGGCAAGGAAGCCUCCAUUUCUAGUUCAAAAGAAAGGUUCUGAGCAAAGGUCGCUACAGGAGAUUCUUGAAACUAUGCAUUUUAAAGGCCUUUUAAAAAAAAAUUCCUUCAAAGAGCCCAGUUCUCAUUCCCAUGAUCCCUUUUGCAGACAGAGGUUGCUCAACAAUAGCACGCCUAUUGUCCUCAUAACCCCUCUACGUGAUCCAUGGUCACAAGUACAGAAGCCUUCUGUACCUGCUUCUGGGGAGGAGAGAGCCCUGAACAAGGAAACUAUGCUCAAGAAACAGAGAGCUAAAACGGAGAUUCCAACCGGAAUAAUUAACUGCGAAGAAGGGGGUUCAAACUCUGACAGAUUGAGUAGCAGAGAGGUAGCUGAAGAGGCUCUGACAAAGGGGCUCAGCCAAGCAAGAGUUAAAGACAGCAGAAUGACAAGGACUAGAUUGGAUGAACAUGAAGUUCAGACCAGACAGAAGUUUUCAAGUCAAAUGAAAACUUCUGGUUCAGUAACUCAGCAUCCUGAGAAGAAACAGGUGAUUGAAAAGAAAUCUGCGAAGGUUCAGAAGCUUGGAACAACUAGCGGGAAGCCAGUGGAGAAAGAUAUUAUAAAAGCCAAAACUUUUUCAAGAUAUCAAGAACAAGCUAAGGUGACCACCAUAAAGCCCUGUAAACUUGGAAAUGGCCUCAAUGUUACAAAGAAGAGAAAUUCUUGGACACCAAGUACUGCCUCAAACUCCAUCUCAACUGGCAGAACACAAGCUAUUGUUCAUGGUAACAGUGAAAAGAAAAAGAGUCCAGCGAAAAAGGAAAAGCCAGUUAGCAAGCCUAAAGCAGCUAAAGUGAAUACACAGAAUUUAGGACAUGAAGGAGAUGACAAGAGGAUUAAUCUUACAACAGAACAUGAGUCCGUUUUAGUUGAAGAAGGAACUAAGGCUGCAGCUCAAAAGUCUACGGAGGGAACAGAAUCCCCUGAAAAUCAAAUUGGAGAGCACUGCAAUGAUGACCAGAGUUCUAUUUCUGAAAUUAUGCCACUGACUACUGAAAGUGAGAGUGAGACUAAAUCUAGCGAAGUUGAUGAUCAGCUCAGUCUACACAAAAUAGAUGGUAAAAGCUUCACAAGUGGAAGCACACUAGAAGCUUUGCUUUUGAGCAAUCCAGAAUUUCUAAGUCAUGCAAAGGAGCUCUUUGAUCUUAAUAUGAAUGCUCCUAACACCAUACAGAUACAUAGAACCACUGAUUCUACAGAUACUCAAGAAAGACUAUCGCAUGAUGGUGCAAAUGAAAUUAUUCAAUGCAGAGGAGAUUCUCAAAUGACCCAUCCCUUGUCACCCAACCUGGUUAGAUUGAUGAGAAUACACAUCUCACCAGAUCAAUUAUUGGAUGAGGUGUGUUAUGGGAUUGAGAUGCUGAAAUGCUAUUCUGAACUAGCCAGUAAGAACAAUCCUACAGAUAACCUUCAUGCACUGUUGGAAAGAGAUAUAAAGCACAAAGAGGUGUCAACUGGAAUGUGGGAUUUGGGUUGGAGGAACGGAUUUUCAAUGGAUGACAUAGCGCAUAUUGUGAAUGACAUAGAGACACGACUGCUAACCACAUUAGUUGAGGAGAUAGUUGCAUAAAGUUCUGCUUCAGUAAAUUAUUUUGUGGUUCUACUGAUAUGAAGAUUCGUUCAAGAAGUAGGUGUUACAAUCUUCAGUACAUUAGCAUACUUCUGGUUUUCAUAAUUGUAAGUGAAUGCUAGAAUAGUUAGUUGAGGCCUCGUUGUUAUUUUGAGCACCAAGAUUAACUAGAAAGGUCUGAUGAACAAGUAGGAUUGAGAUUUGAGAGUUACAUUCCAAAUGUGAAAUUAUUUGCCUAGUACUAAACAUGUAAACAAAAUUUCUGAUGCACAUAUUGGUUAAGACCAGGCAGCUAGGUGUAUUGAGAAGUGUUGGAUGUAAAAGGAAAUUUGUGUAUAAGAGAACCUUUCCUUUUUGUUUUCUCUUCACUCAUAUCUUUUUCCUUUCAGUCAAAGGAAGCAAAAGACAGGACAGCCUCAUCAGACAUGAUUUAUUAUGUAUGAGGUCAACAAAAAUGUUAGAUAUUA